Molecule: messenger RNA, 4187 nt
Organism: Micropterus salmoides (largemouth bass)
Lineage: Eukaryota; Metazoa; Chordata; Actinopteri; Centrarchiformes; Centrarchidae
Product: oncoprotein-induced transcript 3 protein-like
Exons: 12
Coding region: 317-2194 (625 amino acids)
Source: RefSeq, a predicted model, not a curated record
AGAUACCUACUCGUCAUGCCGUACCACCAGGGAGGCAUCUGAGUGACCCCAAACGUAAUCUGCAACAUGACAACGACCCCAAACAUGCAGCGAAAGUCAUUAAGGACUAUCUUCAGCGUAAAGAAGAACAAGGACUCCUGGAACUGAGGAGCCCUGAUCUCAACACCAUCCAGCCUGUCUGUGAAUACAUGAAGCGAUAGAAGCAACUGAGGCUGCCUAAAUCCACAGGAGGACUGUGGGGAGUUGAUGCUGUUUUGAAGACACUGGGGACUCUGGCUGCUGCUGGGAGUCAAACGUCAAUGGAAAAACAAACUGGAUGGCCUAUGCCGAUCUGGACCUGGGAACUCGAUCUGACUCAUACUCCCUCAACAGCUGCCCUGUGACGGCAACUGUGUCGUCUUUACGGGUGCCUCAGAACUGUUUCUCAAAGCUUCCUCUUCUGGCGUACGAUCCAGACGGAGAUGAUGUGCGAUGCAGCUUCACUACAGACGCCGCAGUUCCCUCAAACUUUGCUCUGGAUAAGACCACGUGCACUCUCACAAGUACAGGCCAAGUUGGCAUUGGUGUCCACGUGUUUGAGAUGAUGCUGGGGGACUACCCCACCACAAACAUCACUUUGACCUAUGCAGAUGGAUCGUCUGUAUAUCGGGAGGCUUCCAACAUGAACUCACCACCUCUCUGCAAAGUAAUGCUGCAGUUCUCAGUGGAGAUCCUUCCUCCCAUACCAAACUGCGAAGCUGGUCAAACGCUGCCCAUAUUCUUCUCUACGACUCCUUCUCAUGGUGAUGUUCUUUAUGCCACUGUGGGUCAGAAAUUUCAGCUUCAUGCCCAAGCGCAGGCUCUCCUGGCUAGCAUCUUUGACUUCCAGGUCAGCGGCCCCCAGAACAUGACCAAAGCGUCCAAAGAUAAUAACAAUGGAAUAGCUGAAGUCACUGUGAGCUGGACACCAAAACAAAGUGACCUGUACAGAUUUGUCCCAGUCUGCUUCACUGCAGAGACAAAUGAAAGUCAAUCGGAAAUGAGGUGUGUUGCUGUCAUGGUGACCCAAGCGUCUAUCACUCAAGGAAAGGCCACUGUUGAAUGCUCACCCAACAAGAUGACGGUGGCCCUCGAGAAAGCUUCCAUGCCUGGCAUCGACGAGAACUAUCUCAGGCUGAGAGACCGGUCGUGCUCUCUCACUUUCAACAGCACUCACAUCUUGGGCAGCAUGUCAUUCAGCACGUGUGGUACAAAAAUUGAGGAUGCAGGCGACUUUAUCGUUUUCAAGAACGAGAUCGUCUCCUACGUGCUGCCCAACGAGCUAAUAAUCCGAAGGGAGACAGUUAAGAUCGGUUUCUCUUGCCAGUUUCCCAAAACCAUACACAUCUCGAGUUACUACAAUCUCCACAACUCUGACUACAUUUUCACUGAGUCCAGCUUCAGCAGCUUUGGCUAUACUUUUGAGAUCUUCCACGAUAGCAACUUUACAAGUACAGUGGAGGCUAACGCCUAUCCAGUGAAUGUCCAGCUGUUAGACAAAAUUUAUAUGGGCAUUCAAGCUCAAACGGAAAUACCAAAUGUGCAGUUGUUUGUCGAAUCUUGCAAAGCCACUCCUGAUGACAACCCUGAAAACCCCACCUACUAUGACCUCAUCAGAAACGGCUGUAUAAUGGAUGAGACCUUUAAAGUCCACACAUCUGAUCAAAUUUCAUUCAACUUUGAGGUUCAAGUCUUCAAAUUUACUGGAAACUAUGACCAGGUGUAUUUUAACUGCUUCGUCAUCCUGUGCGAGCCUGGAAAUCCCUUUUCCAGAUGUUCCCAAGGUUGUCUGAGAAAUCCAUCCCGCAGGCGCAGGCGAGGGCUGAGCAGGGAGACAGUUGGCCACUAUAUUACCCAGGGUCCAUUGCGGUUGGUCAGACAGGCUGUUCCCAUUUUGGAUGAUAAAAAUGUUGGGAUGAAUAAGACUGACACGCCCAUCUCAGUGAGUCCUUCACCGGUUUCUGCAGACAGACACCCGUUUCUCCAAACAGACACCAAAUCGAGUGAAGGAGGUUGGGUAAUCAAGGAGAUCCUCAAUGCCAACAUCAGCACCGUGGUCUUUGCCAGUGCCUUCUUAGUUACACUGGUGUUAUUGGCUGGGGUCGUUUUUUACUUCACCAGUAAGAGAAGAGGAGAAGAUCGCAGGCCUCUGAUAGUGUCAGGCUGGGAGAACUAGACCCAAUAAAUCUUAGAUUCACACAGCAUGUUCUUUGUUUUACUUUGUUAAAGGAUAUCACGCAUAAAUUGUACAUACUUUUUACAUGCUGUAAUCAUUCCUCCUAUUGAUACUGGCCGUUUAACAUGCUUUCAAUAGUCUGAACAAGUAAAAUCAAGUGGAUUUCUUCCAAACUAAACCUUGAAUUAUCAGUUUGUGUCCUGACAAACUGAUAAUUCCUUGCUGAGACGUAGGACAGCAACAAAAAGAGGACACUAUAAAGACAGCUUCCUGAUCUGUCUAACUCAGACUAGUUAAGCCUCAUAUCAGCUUUAGAUAAACUUCAGAAAGUAUUGUUGCACAGAUUGAGGAUUUUGUCCCCCAUCACUUAAAUGGGAAGGGGCAUUAAAACGGAGGAAUGAUUACAGCAAGCAAGACCUGAUGAAGGAGAUAACAUUUACUUUGCUAAAUAAUUAUUAAAUUAAAUAAAUUAACAUUCUAAUUAUUAGUGGAUGGGUUGCGGGUGGGUUGAAAAAUGAAUUUGCAUUUACUCAUGGGCUUAUUUUCCUCGGUAUUAUAUUAUACUAGGUCGUCAAACUGUAUCUCAGAGGCAGCGUUAGGUCCCGGUCUGGCCGUGUUCACCACGUUAACUGAGCGUUUUUUGUGUUUUACAAUUUCAGCUCGUUUUAGUCAUCAGAAAGUGUGUGUAAUCAUGCGGUGGAUGAAUAAAAUUUAAACAAUUUUCAAAAUGCAUCUGAUGUAUCAUGCAAAUAUGCGAUAUAAAAUUGUUCAAAUGAAAAUUCACAACAAAUGUAUUGCAACAGUAGGAUAUUGAAAAGAUACUAUUUAAUAGACGAUUCACAAUGAAUGCAUUGUUGCAGUACAUGUAUUGUGAAUUUGUUUCUAUCAAACAGGGCAUUACUUGAAAGUCUCCAAAUUCUGCUGAACACACAGUCUAAGAGGAUCUGACGGAGGCUACUCUCUCAAUUUCUUUCACCCAUUUUCUUUAUAAUUUUUAUGAUAAUAAACAACUCCUAUUUUGUGUGUAAUCAUUUCCCGUGUUUUUUUUUGACAAAACGUGGGUUGGAGCUGCUGUCAGGUCGAGCAGUGUGUGACCCCCUGUCACCAACGACCAUCGAAAGUUGUGUAGUCUGUACAAGCUACAACAAGUUUGCGUCGUCCAUCUGCCGAUGUGGUUGAACUUCUGAGAGUUUGUUGAAGUGAUGAGCUCUUGCCCUCGUGAAAACACAGACACAGGGAGGACAGAAGCAGCGCCUGCAAACACAAAAACAUGGCGGCAUAGUUUUUCUGUUUGAUUGGCUCAAGUGCUGUGGGGAAAAACGCUUAUAGGGAAAAGCUCGAUUUUAAUGAAUUGAAACUAAAUUUUGGCAAAUUCUGCGAUAUUCCAUGUUUUACAAUUAAUUCCAAUUUUGCUAUCAAAUUCCGUUGCAGAAUGGGUCCUUACUAAUAGCAGUUAUGGAGUAUGAAUUUGACAGCUGUGGAGUUGUCUCAAUUCUUAUACAUUGAUUAUACUUUUAAAUAACCACAACUCAGAGUCAUGUGGGGCUUGGGGCGAUUCAUCAACAUAGUAUAAUCGAUUAAUUGAAAGUACGUCGACUCGUGUUACGUGCGUCGAAGCAUCGCUGCAUCGCUGCAUGCGGUGUUAGCAGGGAUUCCCCCAGACGAGCUUCAGAUACAACACAGCAACACACCUUUCACAGCACACCUUCGACCGUCUAAAGUUUAGGAGUAUUUUAGCCAGGCACUCAAUAAUGUGCCGACAAGGCGAAGUGAAGCAUCCCGGUGCACUUUGUCUGGACUGCAGCACCGUAAAUCGUGUUUACUUCCUGUCUCCACUCAAGCACGGCACAUUAUCAGCACGAGGACACGUAUACGGUUAAAAUUUAUUUCUUCCUUGCCUUCACGUUUAAUAUAAUUUCUGCCCUGCUGCUGUAAUGGUAAUGUAAUGUUACACCGUGUGUCAAAGUAACAUUAAAGAUGAUCUGUGACUGUC